Haliotis rufescens (red abalone) is the source of this 12309-nucleotide messenger RNA. RefSeq lists its product as uncharacterized. The record is from RefSeq and is a predicted model, not a curated record. The coding region runs from base 116 to 1324 and encodes 402 amino acids. Lineage: Eukaryota; Metazoa; Mollusca; Gastropoda; Lepetellida; Haliotidae. The transcript has 10 exons.
GCUCCGAAAGCGGCAUAUCGCUGUGAGGAGCUUGCCAGAACCCGGAAGCAGCAAAUCGAAAUCAAAAGUACGACAUAUUUGGAAUAUACUGAUUGUCAGAGAUUAAUGUGACGUGAUGGAGAUGUCGUCACAGAGACAAGUUACAUUCUUUCUGCUGGUCUGCUUCAGCGCCAUCUUAGUCAAUGAUGCGGCCGAUACAAGUACGUCCUGCCCUGAAGUAGCAUGUCUUGGCCAGCCGGUCAACAUCACCUGUGACAUCACAGGGGUGUACGAUACAAUUGGGUUUUCACGGCCAGGGGGUCUUGAAGUAAUGACGUGCCUGGCCAAGGAGGAAAAAUGCUAUGUUAAUGUUGAUAAUUAUGAGAUUGUGUUUCGCUCUCCUGAAAAGCAUAUUCUUCGUAUCAAGAAAUUUGCAAAGAAGGAUAUUGGAACGUGGAAUUGUCGAGAUGGAACCGACCCUCUCUUGAAGACUUGUCAUGUGGAUGGAUAUGAUGUAAAACAGUCCCCAACACCCCCUACUCCAGGUUGCGUUAGAGUCGACAAAAGUACAUUUGGUCCGAGUACAUUGUGUAAAGGUUUUGAAGAGGAUCCAAAUGUCAACAUUACAAUAACAGUGGCCAACCUGCCCUACACCUUCACCUAUGACCAGUACAAACAGAAUGAUAAUGUGUCUCUCCCCUACAUCCCGAAAGGUGGGGAUGUAGAAUGCAGAGUCACUGGGCCAGCCUCUCAGUGCUACACUGUCUCCAAGCCAUACAAGAACGAAAUCUGUGCUCCUGGAUUUCCUAUAUGGGCUUACAUUGUCAUUGGCAUUGUAGUUGUACUGGGCCUUGUCGGCCUAGCGGUUGAUUGCUUUUACUGCAAGCCAAAGGAUAAGGGCCUCACUCACUUCGUGAUGGCCAAACUGAAUUCCAGGAAUGCUGAUGUAACAACUGAAGUCACCAGCAUGAAUAAGAAGAAAGAGGAGAUAAAGGAAGAGACAACAGAACGAACAGAUAGUCCUGAGAAGAAGCCCUUGCUUGAUGAGAUGACAACUAAUGCCAAUUCCCAUGUGACUGUUGAGAAUGAAACAGACAUGAAAAAGGAGCUGGAACCUGAAGACAAAGAAGGCGCCAUCAAACCCCAAGUCAAAGGGCCUGCCACCACUGGGGUCAAACCCCAAGACAAAGGGCCUGCCAUUCUUGAGGUCAAACCUCAAGAUGAAGGUGCUGCCAGUACUGGGGUCAAACCUCAAGAUGAAGGUGCUGCCAUUACUGGAGUCAAACCUCAAGACGAAGGUGCUGCCAUCCUUGAUGUCAAGUCCGAAAACAAAGAGGCUCCGUAGUUACUAGGACAAGAUAAAUAAUCUUGCUGGCAGGAGGCUGACGUGUGGUAAGAAGAUAAACGCCACCAUCUGGGAGGUCUCUUUCACAUCCGGGGGAGGGGUCAGCCUCUUGUGGACUGGUUCCAACUGUCUGUUGCAUGUAGACAGUUGCCCAGUUUUCUAACAGACACAAGCAGUCAGCUAUUACUGUUUAAGUGGAAUCAUUUUGAUACUUUUAGCCUCUAUUUUGGUUUUAGUUGACAUUGUUUUUACAAAUGAGGUUCUGUGCCAUACAGAGUUAUAUAGACAGAAGAUAUUCAUCCUCCUGAGGCAAGGGAGAUAACUGACUUUAAAAGCCUAGUUUCCACCCCUUCCCGAACUAGGCUGGAAUUAUGGAGUUAUAUUUCGACUGGACUAAUGAGUCUAUGCAUUGGCCAAUCAAAAUCCUGUCACAAAAUUGACAUCAAACAACAUGGCAACAGCCCUGCCGAAAGCAUUCAAUUGCAGGAUUGGCGGAGAGUGUGUACAGUCAACUCGGUGUCGACAGAUAUUUUCAAAAUUGUUUCAUUUUUUUAAUUAAGGUGCUCAUGUGAUUUGAGACCCUUAGCAAGUUAAAACCUGUUUUAUUGCAAUAAAGAUCUUUGUUAUCGAUGGUAUUGUCUUGACUGGGCGCCGCGAUUUUGCUCGGCAAAUGCAAGUGAUAUGAGAAGUGAAAUCUGAUUGGUCAGUAGGGAAGAGAUAGACGGGACAUAACUCAUAAUAGCCUUUAGUGGCGCUACGAUCGAGCCCAGAAAUGUCGGCCUAGUUCAGAAAGGAGGGAAACUGGACUUUUGAAGUCAGUUAUCUCCCUUGCCUCGGGAAACUUUGAGAUAUAAUACACUGGAGAGCAUAGGAUGCAGUUUCAAGACUUACUGCCUUUUUUGUGAUAAACAGUUUCACCUGUUAUCCCAGAUAUUCGUAUAGCAAGGUCAAUGAAAGCCCUUCCUCGUUGUUUAGGAAUAUUUGUUGACAUAUCUCAACCCCAUGUAGCAAACACUUUCAAGUUCCUCACUGCCUUAAAAUUAUUGUCCUUUUUCUUUUCAAAAUAAUUUUUCAGUUGAUAUGAUUACAUAUUUUGUAUUUUUCACCAAGCUACAGCCAAAAUACAUUUCAUUGACCUUGAGGUUUCAGACUGAAGUGUUUCCCACCAUUGUUAUUUUGAUUUUGAAUGAUUCAUCUGCCUAUGUGCUGUCUUGUGUCAAUGGAGGGACUUGUAAUUAGUCAUGUUCUGGACAUUGUCAAUAACCAUGUCCUUACAAAGAUGGCUGCCUUACUAGAAUAGUGUAUCUCAGUAUGAAGACAGCUUCAAUUAGGGGAUAAACAUACGGUGUUUUCACUGUAGAGCUAGGUUACCUGUAGAUUUAGCCACACUGAAUUGGAUUUGGAACGGAAUGCGCCGUCCAGUCAACUGUUUCAAUCAAAGGGGGUUUAUUGUUAUUUGAUACCCCUGUUUGACUAUUGAGUAUUUUUCAUAUUAAAGGUAGAAUAUAUGUUCACAGCUCUUUUUAUUUAGCAGCUCUGUGAAAACAGAUUGAUGCUCAUCAUGCUCAUGAUGUUAAUCACUGGAUUGUCUGGUCCAGAUUCGAUUAUUUACAGACCACCGUCACAUAGCUGGAAUAUUGCUGAGUGUGGCGUUAAACAACAAACAAACAAACAAACCAUAAAGUAGAUAUAAUGGAAGUCAGGAUUCAGCUAACAGUGGUGUUCAGUUGGAUUAAAGGGCGGUGGGGUACCUAGUGGUUUAAGUGUUCACACGUUACGUCGAAGGCCUGGGUUUGAUUCCCCACAUGGGUAGAAUGUGUGAAGCCUAUUUCUUGUGUCCCCUGCCAUAAUUGUUGAAAUACUGCUACAGUGGCAUAAAAUCAUACUCACUCACUCAGCUGGAAUAUUUGAUAAAAGGAAGUCUUCGGGACAGCUCCUGAAUAUAACAUGCCUCACGGAGACGUGUUGAGGCUCUCCAUAAUAUUAUUUAAUGUUAGGAAUAAUGGUUUGUAUGAGGUUAAGGAAAGAUGUUUGUGAUACAUUGGUGCUUUCUGAGUGCACAUUAUUAUGUCAAAGUUCUUUCUUUAUGAUGAAUCCUUAAAUUUGAGUGAUAUAGUUCCUUAAAUUAAAGAACCAGUUUCCUGCUGUGUCAUGGACUGACCAUUAUAUAUUGGAGGGAGACGAUGUUCAACCUGUUCAAUAAAAGUAUUAUUUUGUAAAUGUUAUGACAGUUACAUUUUUAGAAUGAGACACUGUGACAAAAUAUUUGGUACAUUAGCCAUUCCUCUCAUCUGGCUAUGUUUUAGUGAUCACAGAAUUGUGGUUAAAUGAAUUUGGGAAUUGCUGUUUCAAUGUCCUCCGCCCGAAAAGAUACAGUGGUCUGCCUCUGAAUAUAAUCUUAUGCAUGUCAGAGAGUCAGUCUUACUGUUUUUAAUCGAUCUGAUGACAGGUCAGUGAGAUAUAUAUGUAUUAUUAUGUGAUCGUUGAAUAUCCACAUGUUGUCAGUUGAUGUCACGUUUGAUGUUGUUGCUAACUAGAAAACAUCUUGUAAGUGGGAUCAUACUUUCAACUUCCUCCAAUACACAUAUUGAGUUAAUUAAUUAAUCAGCGUCAGAUGUGAUUAGUAGGGGUGUGGAAAUAUUAAAAUUCUGAACUUUUUACCAAAAGGAAUUUGGGAAGGUGGAAGUGAUACUAGUUCAAGACCGAUGUUGAAAAAGGUGCUUUUGACAAGAUUGUUUGUGACUUUAGUGUUGAUGAUGAUGAUGAUGAUGAUGAUGAUGAUCCUAUUGAUAGAUUGUUGACAUUGUUUUGCAAUUUCAAACUUGAUGUUUGUAAUUUAUGAUGCAUAAUUAAUAUUUCAUAUCUAGAUGUUUUUUUAUGUCGCUUGCGUAUUUUAAUGACCUCUCCCACGUUUCUGCGGGUUCAUAUGGGAGACUACCAGGCUGACACUGGGUUGAAGGGCACACACUAUUUGUGUGCUGCAUUCAGACUACACAGCAUGUGUAGGCAUUCACUCACACAAAAAGAAUGAUGGCUCUUUCUUUAAGGCACAUAAUCCUUUAAUGACACUUUUUAAAUUGGAUUAAGGCUUGGAGUAAAAGAUUUGAUUAUCUUGAUAUUUGCAUUAAGUUGAGUUUUCUGUUAAAUGUCUGUUGAUGGUUCUUUGAGAUAGAUUCAUUCUAGUCACUGCUUUAAGAUAUACAUUUUUCACCCUGAAAACAAGAGCCAAACAAUUCUUUAUUGACAUUAUUUUACACAAAAUGCAGAAUGCUCAGUGAACAAGUGUUUUGUUGUAAAACAAAGUAUUUUUUCCAGGAUUUUCGGGAGGAGAGUUAAUUUUUCAAAAGAAUCUCAGACAUUUAUGUGAAACAAACUUAAGCUUUUUAUCAUAUCAAAAUUAUUGUAUUUCACGGAAAAAGUGUAUUAUGAUCAUUGUUCCUUUUUUGUGGUGAACAAUGCCUUGUGGUAUGUAUCGGACAAGAGCUUGGUAAUUUCAGCCUUAGUGAUGAAGAUGAAGUGAGCUGUGUGUUAAAAGCUGCAACGUUUUACCAUCAGUAUUGUGUGAGUUCCCAACGGAAUGUUUUCUCAUCAGCAUUUAUUGUACAUGUGCACAUGUUAAGUUUUCAUUCUUUUGUAGUCAAUUUUCAAUUUGUUCAACAAGAUCAUGUCUUCUAUUCCAAGUAGAAAACUGGUGUUUGGUAUCUUGAAUAUUUUAAUUCAAAUCACUGCUUACUGUUGCUCUUUUUCAUUAUUUUGUUAAGUAUUUACAAUUGUCACAUUUAAAUGCAAUGCUCACUUGUAAUUAGCUCCAAGCAUGCAAUGAGAUUGUUUUGCUCAGUGACAAGUCUACAACAAACAGUUCAUAAGAUGUUCAAGGAUGAUGGAUGAAGAAAUGUAUUUAUGAUUCUUCACCUGCUGGAGCCUGCCUCUGAGAGGAGGUUGGUUUGUGUGAUACAGUUGAAUAGUUGUGUUCAUACUUAAAGGAACUGGACUGGGGUGAACUAAAUUAGUUCAUGUGUUAUGGUUCUCUAUGUUUUAUUUCAUAUGUUUCGAGGGCGCCUAUACUGUGUCUCACCUUGGAGGAAAAGUUAGCGAUAUGUGCAAAGUAGAUGUUACUCUGAAAACAUUUAAAAGGAAAACUAGUAUAUUUUGGAUAGACAUCCCUGGAAGCUGGUUGCCCUGUUGUGUCAUCAUACCCAGACCAUAUUGAUUGCAUUGUCACAAUGGCUGGUCCUCGGUUGACAUGCUGUCUCACCAUGGGGGGUGAGGGUCGGAGUAGGUCCCCAGCCAUAUGUUGCCAGGCUUUCUCCAUGGGGGUGAGGGUCGGAGUAGGUCCCCAGCCAUAUGUUGCCAGGCUCUCUCCAUGGGGGUGAGGGUCGGAGUACGUCCCCAGUCACAUGUUGCCGGGCUCUCUCCAUGCUGGUUGAGGGUCGGAGUAGGUCCCCAGCCACAUGUUGCCAGGCUCUCUCCAUGGGGGGUGAGGGUCGGAGUACGUCCCCAGCCAUAUGUUGCCAGGCUCUCUCCAUGCUGGUUGAGGGUCGGAGUAGGUCCCCAGUCACAUGUUGCCGGGCUCUCUCCAUGCUGGUUGAGGGUCGGAGUAGGUCCCCAGCCAUAUGUUGCCGGGCUCUCUCCAUGCUGGUUGAGGGUCGGAGUAGGUCCCCAGCCAUAUGUUGCCAGGCUCUCUCCAUGCUGGUUGAGGGUCGGAGUAGGUCCCCAGCCAUAUGUUGCCAGGCUCUCUCCAUGGGGGGUGAGGGUCGGAGUAGGUCCCCAGCCAUAUGUUGCCAGGCUCUCUCCAUGGGGGUGAGGGUCGGAGUACGUCCCCAGUCACAUGUUGCCGGGCUCUCUCCAUGCUGGUUGAGGGUCGGAGUAGGUCCCCAGCCACAUGUUGCCAGGCUCUCUCCAUGGGGGGUGAGGGUCGGAGUAGGUCCCCAGCCACAUGUUGCCGGGCUCUCUCCAUGUGGGGUGAGGGUCGGAGUAGGUCCCCAGCCACAUGUUGCCAGGCUUAUGCCGUAGUGGGUGACCUCCCUGUUUAUCAUACAGUGCCAAAUGACUUGCAUCCAUGUGUAUUCCAUUCACCCGCCCCCUAUUACCGACCCUACUCGAGUACCUGCUGUAGGCCUUAUGAGAUGGGUACAAAUUGUCUUACCGGUAUUGAGAAUUGUUUGAACCGAGCCCUGGCAAAAGUAUCAUGCACGUAUAAAACGAUCUGGUGACAUAUACACUGAAGUUGACUGAAGCUUUAUCUUUAUUCAAACAAAUAAAAGUCAGAAGAAAUGUGUGCUUUGUCAGAAAGAAAUGUGAACAUUAGUGACUUGUGGUUUAACCAUGGAGUUCUUGAUUAUUUUUGUCAUUGAACAAUAUAUCACAUGACGAUCCACGGGUCCAGGUAGUAAUGCAGGUACCCGGUUCCUACUCAGUAUCCACCCGACCUGAGUACCCAAGUUACCCAUCUCAGCCCUAAUUGUCAUGUGUAGGAGGCACAUUGGGAAACCCCUUCUAAAUUUAUUAGGAAUGUUAGUUUAUAGUUAUUGAGAACAAAGGCAUCAUAUUGAUGUGAGGAGCUUCAAGCAAGUUCAAGCUGGGAUAUCUCAUUUGCAUAUUUACCACCUCAUGGUACCAAGGUUCUGGGAUUGGUUUGCUGUCUCUGGAACACAAGCCUUUAUAUGAUCAACCCAUUUCAGACAAGGCAGAAACAUUUCAGCAAUGCUCAGUGGACAGUACAUGGGCUUGAUUUGCUAAAUAAGAAUGGCCAUAUUCAGUGCUGGCCGUGUUAACAUGCUGUAUUCAGUGCUUUUGUUCAUAUUUUCUCGUGUUUGUAUAUUUGCUUUUUUUAAUGUGUUUUUUACUGCUAUCUCAUGACAACUUUCUUGUAAGGAACAUUGAUUGUGCAUGAAUUUCAUGUCAUGUUCUCCUGAUCAGUAUUAGUUUUGCAUGUGCCAUAGUGAGGUUUUUAUCUACAUUGUUUACGGAAAAUUUCUUUCAAAAUCACAAGUAAACUAAAACAAAAAUGUCUUUUUGGUCACUUAAAAUCUUUAGGUAGGGUGAAUUAAGACAAUUACCCCUAUAAGCUACUUGAGUUUUCCUUGAAUUUUUACUUCAAGAGUUACCUCCCUUCCCAUGAUGCUACUUUAGAUUUCUCAUUGAUAUUUUGUGAACAGAUUCAGAAUAUAAUCAGAUAUUCUAUAUUGUAGAGCGUAGACAAAGUAGUGUUAAAACACUGUCCUAAAUAUUGACCCAAACUACCAACCAAUUGUUUUUUAAUGAUGAAGAAAGGUCUCUUGGUUGAGAAUACCAUCAGCUCUGUAGUGCUAGGAUUGAGAAGGAAACUCCAGAUAUUUAAAUCUGCAGGGGAUGUUCGUACACGAUGCAGUGUUAUGUAAUUGCAAUUUGAUACCUCUGGUUAACCCAACAAUUUUAAUCAUAAUACAAGCUCAUCAUCCAUAGCUGUCUACUCCAAAUGUUGUUAUGAGUGAGAUCUAUAUUAGCCAGGGUCCAGGGCCAAGCCUUGGUGGGGGGGUCUAAGCAGGCGAACCCCGGAAACGAAAAGGAUAUGAACUAUCUUGCCCAGGAUUUUGAGCCCUCUGGUUGAAAGUAUUUUGGUAUAUUGUCUAAAAAGAGAUGAGAAAGAAUGACAAAAGCUCAAGUACCAUCGGUGAUGUAUGUAUUGCAGACUAUUUUGUCCUGUACUACAAAUAUUAUUCUUUCUUACAGUGCAUGUUACUUGCAGUGUCAAGAUAUUUGAUGAUAAAACUUUAACUUUACUAAUGUAGACCAAUGACAUUUACAGUCAUGAAGUGUGUCUCACGGCAAGUGUGUGAGAGUUGACAGGUAUUCAUCCCAGAGUCUUUUUCGGAUACCUCAUCAUAAUGUAGGUAUUCCAGCUAUCACAAUGAUAUAAUAUGUCAAAUACUAACAACUGGUCCAGCAGGUUAACUGUUUUAAACAACCCCAUAUUGACUUAAACCACCACCUGUAGUUAUAUAAGAGGUGUCGCCGGUGGCCUAGUGGGCUAAGUGCUCCAGUUUGUUACAUUCCUCACUUGCCGGGGUGUGCCGUUCUGGGUUUGUAGCCCAGUUUCACCUGUUUACAAUCCUUGGUUUGUCCACGCCAUGCCCAUUUUUGUGCAUUUCAGCCAAAUCUAAGUUUCCAAGACCUGGUCCACUUUUGUUUACUUCACAUUCCCAAGAAGCCGAUAAAAUUGAAAUAAUGUUAAUAGCAGUGAAUCCAUUCAUCCAGACUACAGAUAUAGAGAAUCUCUCCGGGUGUCUGUUGAUAUCAAAUAGAUCAACAGGUGUCAAAAAAAGUUAAAACUGCACGGCUUGCUGACGACUUUAUAAACUUUUCCGACAAGUGUUGAUAUAUUUGAUGUCAAAAGACACUCUGUGAGAUUUUAUCUGAGCCCUGCUAUUUAUUGUCCAACAUCAUACUGUCAGCUUCAAUUGACAGGUAUUGUUGUUGCUUUUCAAUGCUUUAUUAAUUGACCAUUCAGAUUUGACGUAAGUGACCAAUCAGAUUUGACCUAGGUGACCAAUUAGAUUAAUUUGGUUCAUAACACGUAAUGCUUUUAACCUACAGGUGGAGGAGUGGUACAAAGUAGAACAGAUCAAACUAUAUUUCAGUCACGACAACAUGUCCAUGUUUACGAAAGUAAAUAAAAUGGCAACAUUUUGAAAGAUUGCUUUGGAUGAUAAAGAGCAUAACAAGUAGCUCUGCUGAUGUUAGUUUUGCUGAGGGCAAUUUUACAUCACAAACAAAGUUUGUGUAGUUCUCUAUAUAGUUUUAUACCAAAGACAAAUGAGUGGCAUAUAUAUAUUGUCAUCCAAUUGCAGCCUAUGAGAAAUCGGACACCCCGUCUACUUGUUUUGGUGGACAGGACCCCGGUCAGCAAUCCUAUUUUACCAACUGGUCCCACAUUUUGGAAAUGCAGUCAAAACAGUUUCUGCUCAGACAAUGAAUGUUGGAUAAUUUGGUGCUUGGUAUCAGUGUGUUUAUUUCAGUCUUUUGUAUGUUGCAAAUUUCAUUGUGUUCUAAAGGCCAAAUUUAGUCUCUCAUCUUGAUAUUUCUGGCUAAAAAUGAAUCCUAUAACCAUAAGAGUAGUUUUGUAACCAACUAAUUGUUGUUGUUUUUUAAAGAUAUUAAGUUUGACAAUUAAUAGUUGUUAGUCAAAGAGUUUGAAGCAGGUAUAUCGAGUUUUCUCCUUUUUUUUAGAUGAUAUAAUUUUCUUGCAGUUGUCUUGACAAUACUUCUCUGCUUGUCCCUAUUCAUUCAUUUCCCAUCAUUGUUUACCCAGGAAUGAAUAAUUGAGGUUUUCAGCAUGACGUGCUUUUCAUAAUAAUCUCUAGUGGCGUACACCAUGUCGUCAUAUUUCCCAAAGUAUAAAUCCCAGUUUGGCAAUUUAGAAAAAGGAAAUGAUUUGAUUACAUCAUGCGUAGUUGUACCUGCUGUAGGUUAUGUACUGCUGCCAACUAUAUGAAAGUGCUGUAUUUAUCAAAAAUAAACUUAAAAUACUGGACAUUUGAAGAAAGAUGUCUUAUGUCAAUGGCAAGCUGUGUAUAUUUCCAGCAGACGUCAACUUGAUCAGGUACUUGGAUGAGGAGUACGGUAGGUUCCUUUCCUCAAGCUUGCUGUGCACCAUCUUCCCGAGGCAAUUUAAUCAUGUAUGCUCUUAUUGUUGCUCUUAAUCCUCUACUGUUAAUCCUCCACCUACUAUAUAUAUUCUGUACAAUGUCCCUCAUUCAGUCUUGCUUGACAACGGUAUGAGGAUCUAUACCAAAACGUCGCUUUUUACAAUAUUUAAGAAGUUAUUAUCCCUAAAUUAUGUGUACUUUGGCAAGAGUGUCCACAAGCCUACUUAUCAAAGUCUAGUUUCCACCCUUGCCACACCAAGCCAACUUUCCUGUGCUAAGUAUGAUUGCACUAUCCCACAUAUUGAUAGUCCAAUCAGAGGACAUUUCAUAAAUUCAACAUCCGGGUUCCGAAAACAUGGCUGCUGACAUAUAGCUUGUUGAAUUUGCCUUGAAGCUCUUUCAACGAUUAAGCAAAGACAAGUGUUUCCAAGUUUUAAAUCAGUUCACCCAUGUACUGUGCUUGUAAGUGCUGCGAUGAUGAGAACAGUCAUUAAACACAACUGGUAUAGAUUCGUUUGAAAGUGAUUUAUUGCUGCCUGUCUUUGUUGACACUAAUAUUUUUUUUCCAUCUGUUUGUCUCUCGGGGGCACGGGUGGCCCAGUUGUCUAAGGCGCUGCGAUUCGCUGUGCAGAGUUGCGUCCCUUGGCACGCCAGAAACCUAUGAUUGUGGGUUCGGAUCCCGGUUCUCCCCGAUUAUGUUUCUAGGUUUGUCACCACCAUACCCGUGCUCGUGGGUUUCACCGAAGUGUCAAACGUCUGAGACCUGCAUCACUUCGGGCUUUCCUCCAACAUUAAGCUGACACGCCGUGAUAUAACUGGAAUACUGUUAAAAGCGGCGUUAAACCCAAUGCUUGUUAUCAAAGCGACCUGGUCAUUGUCUGUUGUAGUCGCGAUCAUUGUGAAGCCACACGAGUUAAGAAUAGCGAUCUGAUUGGAAGUCUCACAUUCAUUCGAGAUCUUCGUGAGGUAAUGCCAUGAUUGAGCCAAGAAAGUAAGGCAAGGGUAGAAACUAAGCUUUGAUAUAGGAUACUGGACAUGCUUUCCUCUAGUCACGACACAGGUUGGUCACAACACAUGUUGGUCACGACACAGGUUGGUCACGACACAGGUUGACAAAGGUUGGUCACGACACAGGUUGGUCACGACACAGGUUGGUCACGACACAGGUUGACAAAAGUUGGUCACGACACAGGUUGAAAAUUAUAUUCUUGUCACAGAACUGCCGUUUUAUUUUUUUUCGCACAAGUGAUCAAAUUUUGUUCAAACAUUGAUGAAACUAAAACAUUUUGGAUAAUAGUUACAAGGCAGUCAAGUCUCCUUUGGUAUGAACUGUCAUGUUAAAGUUGGUCAGAGGCUGCUUAUGAAGAUUACCUACUGAUUUGGUGGAGAAUUUGGUCAGCGGUCUUAUUGGAAUAGUAUACUUUAUAUAGCAAAUAUAGUAGAGGAUUCAUUCAACAAACAAAUUAUUAGAAUAUCUAGACAUAGAUAGCAACUGGUGAAGUAUUGAACAUUACCCGUUUGGGUUAAAAGAUCAACUGAAAAACUUUCCAAUAAAAUAUUCACUUUAGUUGAUCUAAAAAAUACUGCAUGGGCACGCCGAAAACCUGGAUUUGAUUCCCUACAUGGGUACAGUGUGUACAGCCCAUUUGUGGUGUCCUUGACAUGAUAUUACUGGAAUAGUGGCUUUGUUCAAAGUAUGCCUCUGUUCACCAGCAGUGAAUGGGUACCCGGUAGGAUGAGAUGGUAAUGUGACUGUAAACCUUCUCGCGCCUCACCGACUGCUUGGAUCGAAUACUCCCCAGAUGUUGAGUUCACACUGAUCCCAUGACUCGGGUAAUAAUGGUCAUUCCUAUUAUGUUGGUUACGAAAACUAAGAGACUCAAUUCAGCCGUUCCUUUACUUUUGUAAGAACUGUGAACCUUGGUUCACAAAUUGUACAAGAUCCUGGGUAUUCAAUGUCAUGAUGGUGAAAUAUGGCAAAUCCAAGUAGGAACAUUUCCAGCUAGUCCGGCAGAUGACAACUAUGUUUGCCUUGACCAACAGUGACAUAACUAGCAUUAGGUUAGCAGGCCAGCAGAUUAUUUCAUAAACUGCAUGGAAGAUAUAUGAACAUAAAAAACUUGGGCCAGUUUGCAAUAUUACUGUAACCUGUAGAUGGUGUUUUUGUAUUAUGGCUUAUACCAUGUACUAGUAUCCUAAUUGAAUGUGUUGUAAUACCAUAUAUAUAUGUAUAAUUAAUAUCAUGUAACCCAUUGAUGAUACUGGCCUUAUGUUUUAAUAUGUAUUGUGCUUUCUUUGGACCUGCUGUUUGUACAAGCUUUUUAAUGCUCUGCUUCUAAUAAAAAAGAAAAACCAUCA